UGAGCCCACGAGCGUCGCUUCGCUAAAACCUCUCUCGCGCGUGCUAUUUUCGCGAAAGUCCCUCGCGAGCUUUUUCACGAGAAGCUUUCCUCGUUUACGAUGUUUCGCGGAGUGGAAGUCACCUAAAGGGAGUGUCCGGAUCGGAGUGUUUUCAGUGAUCGGUUCCGAAAGUGUGUCAAUCGAUAACCCCGAGUGUUUCCGGGUGUUACUCGAAGUGCAGUGGAUGUGCGAUUAGGAUUUUGAUGCUGCUCUCUCGUCGUUGAGGUUGUAAAAAAACGACAAAGAAGACAAGGAUCACACAACAGGCAUUGUGACCAUAGAAGAGGAAACGCGAAAGAAAGUGCAGAUAUUAGGGAGGUGAAAACUCAGGAAGAUCAGCUAGUGAAACUUUUGUGACGUAAUCCGACACUACGAUAAACAUGUUGAGCCGCGAAGAAACAAGGAUAUUCGUCAACAAAGGCGAUUCUAGGUGCAAGAUGAGAUGAUCCUUCGACAAAAUGUAAUUAGGGAGGAACAUUAGAAUAAUUUGCAUUAAAAUAUAGUGCUUGUGGUAAAAGUUACUUGCUACGUCAAUUUGCUCUUUAUCCGAUGACCAGAAGGCAUUUCCCUCACAUUCAUGUCUUCACUUUCUAUCGAAAAUUCGUCUUGUUUUUAUUCUAUUUCGAAUUUUCUCCUGGGUAAUUUGGAAUUCCGAAACACCCCAAAAAACUAAACACAAAAAAUAUAGAAAUCCUAUAACUGCUCAUACAAACCAGAUAGUCCCUAAAGUAGUCCUUAGGUCUUGACAAAUUACCAGUCAGUAGUGAAUUAAAUAGUUUAAUUUUUGUACCUGACCAUUUGUGAUAAUUAGUGUAGUUAGAAAUUUAUUAAAUUGAAAUCGAAGACGAAAAGUUGUAAAAGUCGGGUAUAUUGCAAUUAGAAACAAAUUAAAAUAAAAUCAACUCUCGGAUAACUUCAUCAAACUGAAAACAUAAAAGAAAAACUACCAAAGAGGUUUAGUAAGAAGUCGUCAAAAAAUAAACCUGUUACUCCUGAAACUGUUUUCUGAAGAAAAUCGCUAGUUAAUCGGAAACUCAUCGGUCAGCAAAAUGGUGCACAUCGGUACAGUUGUGAUCAGCGCCAUCAAAGCGGCGACAGGUCUGGUCGGUGGUGGGAAGUUCCUCUUUCUGCCUACCUUCCUAGGCGCGUUGCUCUACUACAACUACGAUCUGUACGACCCGGAGAAUCGGCCGAUCAACGAGCGGAAUCUGUACAAGGAAUAUGAUUUUAUCGUCAUCGGUGGUGGUUCCGCUGGGGCAGUCGUUGCCAACCGGUUGACGGAGGUGCCCGAAUGGAAUACGCUCUUGCUGGAGGCUGGUGGACAUGAGACGGAACUUACGGAUGUGCCGGUGCUGUCGUUGUACUUGCAUGGAAGUAAAUUCGAUUGGAAGUACAAAACGCAACCGCAGAGUACGGCCUGUGGCGCCAUGAUCGAUCGAAGGUGUCGUUGGACGAGAGGCAAGGUAAUCGGUGGAUCCAGUGUCUUGAACACCAUGUUAUACGUCCGUGGAAACAGGCGGGACUACGACAAUUGGGCGGCCAUGGGAAAUUACGGCUGGGACUACGAGAGCGUCCUCCCGUACUUCAAGAAAUCCGAAGAUCAGAGGAACCCGUACUUGGCUAAAGACACGCGCCAUCAUGCCACUGGAGGUUACCUUACCGUUCAAGAUUCGCCGUGGAACACUCCUCUAGGUCCAGCGUUCCUGCAAGCAGGCGAGGAGAUGGGCUACGACAUCCGGGACAUCAACGGGGAGAAGCAGACGGGCUACGCGUUCUACCAGUUCACGAUGCGGCGGGGCUACCGCUGCUCCACGGCCAAGGCCUUCCUCAACCCGAUCCGCCUCCGCCGGAACCUCCACACGGCCCUGUGGAGCCACGUCACCAGGAUCCUCAUCGACCCGGCCACGAAGCGGGCCUACGGCGUGGAGUUCAUCCGCGACGGCACGAAGCAGACCGUCCUCGCCAAGAGGGAGGUCAUCCUCUCCGCUGGCGCCAUCAACUCGCCCCAGCUGCUCAUGUUGUCAGGUGUGGGUCCAGCUCAGCACCUGGCUGAAAAAGGCAUCCCGCUGAUCCACGACUCCCCCGGCGUGGGUCAAAACCUCAUGGACCACAUCGCCGUCGGCGGCCUGGUCUUCCUUCUCGACCACCCUAUCUCCCUGGUCAUCGGCCGAAUCUUCAACAUCCACGCGGCCGUCCGUUACGCCGUCCUGGGCGACGGCCCCCUCACCUCCUCCGUCGGCCUGGAAACCGUCGCCUUCAUCACCACCAAAUACGGCAACGUCACAGACGACUGGCCCGACAUCGAGUUCAUGCUCACGUCAUCCUCAACCGUCUCCGACGGCGGGACCAUGGUCCGGAAAGCCCACGGCCUCCGGGAGGAAUUCUACGACGAGUACCUGGGUGACAUCACCAACCGCGACGUAUUUGGUGUCUUCCCUAUGAUCCUCCGACCUAAAAGCCGUGGAUACUUAAAGUUACGCAGCAAGGACCCACUUCAAUACCCGCUGCUGUACCACAACUACCUCACGCACCCGGAUGACGUCAGAGUCCUGCGCGAGGGUGUCAAAGCCGGGUUGGCCAUCGGUGAAACCGAGGCUAUGAAGCGCUUCGGUGCUCGGUUUCAUUCCCGACCUGUUCCGGGUUGUAAGAAAUUCACGCCGUGGACGGACGAUUACUGGGAUUGCGUCAUCCGGCAGUACACGAUGACGAUCUACCACAUGUCGGGGACGGCAAAGAUGGGCCCGGCCACGGAUCCAGGCGCCGUUGUGGACCCCAAGCUCAGGGUGUACGGCGUCCAGGGGUUGAGGGUCAUAGAUGCCUCUGUGAUGCCGGCCAUCACGUCCGGCAAUAUCAACGCGCCGGUCAUCAUGAUCGGAGAGAAGGGGGCCGACAUGGUCAAGGCCUACUGGCAGGGGGUUGGCUACGCCAAUGAGAAUAGGAAGAGGCGGAGGCGGCGUAGGAGGAGGCGGGCGCUUGCCACGAAGUAUAACUCCCCGGCGCUUGUCAGACCCGCGAGGUUUGAUUCUCGAUUCCGGAAUGAGACCGGGUGCUAGGGAAAGCCACGUUGUCGGAGAGGGAAUGAAACCUCCCACUUACUUUGCCUCUGCAGACUGAUUAUUGAAAUUGAUAGACAAAUUGAUAGAG
This is a messenger RNA of Bemisia tabaci, 3183 nucleotides long. The record is from RefSeq and is a predicted model, not a curated record. Lineage: Eukaryota; Metazoa; Arthropoda; Insecta; Hemiptera; Aleyrodidae.